This is a messenger RNA of Mollisia scopiformis, 1191 nucleotides long. Its product is annotated as NAD(P)-binding protein. Gene Ontology annotation, cellular component: mitochondrial outer membrane; endoplasmic reticulum membrane; lipid droplet. The coding region runs from base 27 to 1085 and encodes 352 amino acids. Gene Ontology annotation, molecular function: 3-beta-hydroxysteroid 3-dehydrogenase (NADP+) activity. Lineage: Eukaryota; Fungi; Ascomycota; Leotiomycetes; Helotiales; Mollisiaceae. The transcript is spliced from 2 exons. The record is from RefSeq and is a predicted model, not a curated record.
UUCCUUUCCAGAUUCAACAUCAAACCAUGACUUCACAACAACUCAAAGGCACGAUCCUAGCAACCGGUGCAGCAGGAGGCAUCGGUACAGGUUGGCUACACGAACAUCUCCAAAGCGAACAUGCGAGGUCGCAUCUUACCAUCUACGUCACGCAUCCGUCGUUCCCGGGCCAGCUCAGAGAAAUUUUGGACAAAGAGGGGGAUGGCUGUAGAUUUGAAAUUGUGGAGAUAGAUCUUUCAAUUCUGGAAAACGUGAAGAUUUUCACAAGAGUUCUCAGUGGUAGGGUGGAGAGCAAUGAUAUUCCGAGGAUCAGGUUGCUGAUUUUGAUUGCGGGCGUUAUGUUUUUGGAUCCAACGACGAAGGAUGGGAUUGGCUUCACAACCGAGGGAUUCGAAAAGACUUGGGCGUUGAAUUAUGCAGCUAAUGUCUGUUUGAUUUUGGGAUUGUUACCUGUUAUGAGCGAGAAGGGAAGGAUAGUCUGGUUAGCAAGCAGCAGUCACGAUCCGAGUUUUCGAACCAGUAGGCCGCUCUAUACGCCAGGUACGGUAAGUCUUUUCAAGGCUGGGGAUGGAGAAGUCGAGAGAUUCGCGAAAGCGACAGAUAAAAUCGAGGAGGGAGACGAGGUCCAUGGCGCGGUGAGGAGAUACGCCGCCAGUAAACUCUCUAUGACGAUGUUUAUGUAUGCUCUGCAGCGACGCCUCUCCUCGUCGUCUUCUUUCAACCAAAUCAAGAUCUUGGCCAAUUCACCGGGUACCGUGGGAGGCACCUCCAUAACGUCUUCGAUGCCGUGGUAUGUUCGCAUGGUGAUGCAGUACCUUCUUGUUCCGCUGCAAGCAUUGUUUGUAUUGAUCUGGGGAAAUGGAAACCUAAGGACAGCGAAGGUUGCGGGAGGUGAUUUACAGUGGUGUUGUUGGAGUACGGAGUUGAAGGGUGGAGACUAUGUUGAUGGGAGGGAAGUGAUUACAAGCAGUCCGGAGAGUUUGAAUAUUAAGAAGCAAAAGUGUCUUUGGGUUGGGACACGCAAGUUGCUUGGGUUGAAGGAGGAGAUGACAGCGUUAGGGGAUGGCAUUCAAGGGGGCUUUUGAGAUACCAUGAAAAACGUGAAAGAAGCGGAGACCGAAGAAAAUCAAAGGCUUCAAACUGCCUAAGAGUUUAUCCCAAGAUCUUAAACCACAAAAGCUUGAACUGAAG